AUGGUGAUUGGAACACGUCAACACAGGUGGUUUGUUGGCUGGAUUGUACCGGACGGACUGAUCAGUCUUUUCGGUCGUUUCCUACCGGAUGCGGGGCUCAGAGGUGGUAGAAGAUGUGCUCGGAAAUCUGAAAACGAAAAGAAGCCCACUUUCUGUAUUUAUUUAUCUGCUUUUAUAUUUUAUUGUUUGAGAUUACUCUGCGAUUAUGGCCACAAUGGUUUUCCACUUCGUUAA
Molecule: messenger RNA, 234 nt
Organism: Brugia pahangi
Lineage: Eukaryota; Metazoa; Nematoda; Chromadorea; Rhabditida; Onchocercidae
Source: the annotation of a GenBank genome assembly